CUCCGGCUAGAGGUGCAGCACGGGCUGUUCUGCGCAGCAGCGACAAUGUCGUCAUCCAGGGUUGCGGCCGUGUUUGUGUCCGUCGCAUCUGCGCUGAGCCUUGCCGAUGCUUUCAACCCACUGAGGCCGCCAGCGGUGUCACUGUCGCGGUCUGCAUUGGCCAAUGAUGGCAGAUCCAGGGCCAGGAGAUCCUCGGGCGGCAGCACGGCAGCGUUUGCGACUGAGGUGGAAGUGGAGGUGACGGAGGAUGACAUCAAAGACUUCAAGAGGAAGUUCAAGGCGCAGAUGAUCGCACCCGACGGCAAGCCGUACGCGCCAUGGAUGAUGCAGCAGAUGGAGGCCGCCGGUGAGCCGACCAGCAGCGGCUGGCAGAUAGGUCGGAGCAGCCGGAUCUGAGUCAUCGGUGUGUGUGUGUGUGUUUGGCAGGUCUGACGCAGGAGGAGGCCAUCGUGGCCUUCAUCAAGAGGAACAAGAUCAAGGAGAUGAACGCACAGACCAAGAAGAUCCGGUCAGCCGCCGAAAUCAACGAGAACAUCAAACUCACACAAAUCGCAGACGACGAGGCAAGCACUGAUGCCCCAGCUGUGGUUGUCUCUGGCUGACAAGCAUAAGCCUUUCAUGUUAACUUGGCUGGCAGGUAUUGAUUGAGUGGUCCACUGAGGAGGAGAAGGACGUUGUCGGGUUCAAGAUCUUUCGAAGACCGGUAUAUACACCACACACACACAAAACAGCACAACCACCCACUUGUUACCUGUUCACCCACGAAAACAUACCUGCAGAUCGCCGGUGACGACUUCACGCUGGUCAACUCGUACGAAACUUUCGACGCCCUCAAGUCCAAGGGCGCGAUGGGGGGCGUCUAUCGCAUCAUUGAGGACGAGCUGACAUCGGGCGAGUGGGUCUACAAAGUCACAGCCAUCACAUCCCAGGGCAGAAGCGACGACGUGGCACUGGUUAGUGAGUCAGUCAAUAUUGAAGAGAGGCCGGCCUUUCAUCCAUCCACGCACGUCCGAUGAGUAUUGUCUGUCUGUCUGUUAGGGUAAUGUGCAAGUGCUGACAGCCGACGAGCGGAACAAGCAGCGUCUGCUGACGAUCGGCGUGCUGGGUGCCGCGGCCCUCAUGAUUGUGGCCUUCUUCUUUGCCGACCAGCCAAACCUCUCGUGACGCCCCGCCCGUCCGUGUGCUGUGUGUGCUGGUUGUCGAUGUGGCUGUUGGUUGAUUUGAUGUGCGACGUGCGCAUGGCGGAUGCGAUUUUUGUGUCGAUAGAUAUGUGUGUGUGUACGGUUGCGUGCGGCGUCUGUCGAGCGAGUUUUGGUUGCUUGCGGUGGUCUGUGAAUGCAGCAGCUCGUCUGGAUGCGAUGAGUUUUUCUUGCAAGCGUGUGGCCGUCAUUGUGACGACGGACGCAGCGCAACAAGACACGAGAAGACGAUCAGACGAUGAGUUGAUGAUGUUGUGCGUCAUUCAAUCAGUCUGUCGAUUGUCAGUCGGUCGAUCAUCAGCAUGGGAUCACUCACAGCACGAUGCCCGCGAGUUUGGCCAGUCCGACUCUCAGCGAUCUCGUGGCGCGAACCAGCUUGAGUUCCGUCCUGCUCAGUCUCGGGUAGCUGACCG
This is a messenger RNA of Vitrella brassicaformis, 1612 nucleotides long. Lineage: Eukaryota; Vitrellaceae. The record is from the annotation of a GenBank genome assembly.